Messenger RNA from Microtus ochrogaster (prairie vole), 4494 nucleotides. It is a transcript of the gene Sprtn, whose product is annotated as SprT-like N-terminal domain. Lineage: Eukaryota; Metazoa; Chordata; Mammalia; Rodentia; Cricetidae. Gene Ontology annotation, cellular component: nucleus. Gene Ontology annotation, biological process: DNA repair. Gene Ontology annotation, molecular function: polyubiquitin modification-dependent protein binding; single-stranded DNA binding; metalloendopeptidase activity. The record is from RefSeq and is a predicted model, not a curated record.
CGGAACGCCAGCGCGCAAACGGCCACGCCUUAAGGCGCGUGCGCGAAGGAGCCAGUGCGGAAGUCAGAGGCGGCUCGGACGCGCAGUAGACCUGACGUGAGACGCCGGACGUCAGGAGCCUUCAGGAGGCAGCCGGCUGGCUUCCCUCAGCCGUCCCUAGCCCGAGCCCCGCGUUCCUAAGCCGGUGUUCGCGGAACGACGCGAAGCCGCUUCCUCCGAGGCGUUCGAGGCGAACCGGCGCGCGCCCGACCACCAGCCCCGGAGCUCUCGCGAGACCCGUGCGCCGCGCGAGCAGUACCGGCGUCUCCUCAGUAGCCUGGGCGGGAGUAGCGCGAUGGACGAGGACCUGGUGGUAGCGCUGCGGCUGCAGCAGGAGUGGGACGUGCAGGUGGCGCGGCGCGCGGCGGCGCGGGAGCCCGUGUCGUUGGUGGACGCGUCCUGGGAGCUGGUGGACCCCACCCCGGACCUGCAGGCGCUCUUCUUGCAGUUUAACGACCGCUUCUUCUGGGGGCAGCUGGAGGCGGUGGAAGUGAAGUGGAGUGUGCGCAUGACACUGUGUGCUGGGAUCUGCACCUAUGAAGGAAGAGGCGGAAUGUGCUCCAUCCGUCUCAGUGAACCCCUUCUAAAACUGAGACCCAGAAAGGACCUUGUAGAGACUCUUUUGCACGAAAUGAUACACGCCUACUUAUUUGUCACUAAUAAUGAUAAAGACCGGGAAGGACAUGGCCCGGAGUUCUGUAAACAUAUGCAUCGCAUUAACCAACUGACAGGCGCCAACAUAACGGUCUACCACACUUUCCAUGACGAAGUGGAUGAGUAUCGUCGGCACUGGUGGCGCUGCAAUGGGCCCUGCCAGCACAAACAGCCCUACUAUGGCUAUGUGAAGCGUGCGACCAACAGGGCACCCUCUGCCCACGACUACUGGUGGGCUGACCACCAGAAAACUUGUGGAGGCACUUUCAUAAAAAUCAAGGAGCCAGAGAACUAUUCAAAGAAAAGUAGAGGAAAGGCAAAACCAGGCAAGCAGCAAGCAUCAGCAGUGGAGAACAAAGACAAGCCGCUCAUCCCAUUCAGUGGCAAAGGGUAUGUUCUUGGACAGACAAGCACUUGCCCUUCACCUGGCAAACUGAGCACUUCAUACGUGGUUAAUGAAGCCAAAGGUCUCUCAAGUCAAGACCAUUCAGCAAGUGGCCUGAGAAUCGAUUCCAACGCCGAGGUGAAAUGUGAGCAGAAUGGUUUCCCAAGUAAAAAGCCUCAUCUGGUCUCCCCUGUCCCCACUGCCAGUCACCAGAGUGUCCUGAGCAGCUACUUCCCCAGAGUCUCUGUUGCCAACCAAAAGGCUUUCAGAAAUGUGAAUGGAUCCCCAGUUAAGAGUGGGGUCACUGGGGACUGCACCAGGCAUCCAGCCUCAUCCGGUUCUCAGAGAAAGGUUCCACCUUCCAGAGCAUCCCUGAGAAAUGCCUCCAAAGCUGUGGCCUCAGCGUCAGCAACUGUAGCGUCUGUGAUUGUGACAUCCGCAGCCGUACCCCAAGAGGAGAGUGGGUCUGAAGACCAGUUCCCAAACAAGCGGCCCCGGUUGGAGGACAGGACUGCUUUGGAUAAUAUCAUGAAGGAGCAGACGCAGAGUGGUGGUGGUGAUCCUCAGAAUAGCCCACGGCCCACAGCCGCCAGCACAGUUGGGAACUCAGGCAGCUCAUGCACUCAGCGACGGCUGGUCAACUGCCCCGUCUGUCAGAGUGUAGUUUUGGAGUCGCAGAUUAAUGAGCACUUGGACUGCUGCCUGGAAGGCAACAAAACCAAUCUCCGACCUCGAAGAGUCUGAAAUGCAGUGGGUCCCACGCCAUCUGUUGACUUUUGGUGGUGAAGGACCGUGGGUUACAGUCUGACUUGUUACACCAGCAGCGUUCUAGUUUAUGUACAAUUAGUGACUGUAGUGUGCAUCUCCAUCCGGGUAUGUGUGGUGCUAUGUCCCUGUAGUCCCAGGUACUCAGAAAGCUGAGAUGGGAACAUCCUUAAGCCCUUGACUCUGGGUAAUGUAGGGAGCCACUGUCUCAGAAUGUGUCAAAGUGCUCUGUUCACCCAUGCCUUACCUGGACUUUGGCUCAGUUUGUCCAGUAUCAAUGUAUGGUUUUAGGUACUUUUGUUUUCUCUUGAAGGUUUUAGAGAAUUAUUUUUUAUUUGUAUAGUCUCAAGACAGUCUUAUCAGGAGUCCUGACCGUUGAAUACUUUUAAUAUCAAGGUCUAUUCCUUGAAUUUAUGUUAAUUAUGACGUCAGAUUCUCUGUCCGGACAGUAUGAGGCGUAGUAGUUGUUCUCAAAGUACUCAGAGCUCUUCUUUUUUUUUCAAAGUCAUAGCAGUUGGAUAAGCUUUCUAUAUUUUAAGAGAAUUUACUUUCUAUAUAAAGGUGGAAGUGAAUUUUAAAGACUUCUAUUUUUAGUAAGUUAUAUUUUAAGUAUAAUAUAUAAUAUAUAAAAUCUGUCCCAGCUUUACUAAAAAGUGGCUGCAGAUUUUUUAAGACCCUCCUGGAUUGAAGUUUUUCUAGCUCAUGACAGCUCGUGUUUAAAAUCCCAGCAUUUGGGAGGCUGAGGCAAGGAGAUAGCUGUGGGGUUUAAAACCAGCUUGGGCUUAAGUUCCAAUCUGGGCUAUAGUAAGACCAUGUCUCAAAAACAAAACAAAACAAAAACAUUUCUUUUUUCCCAUCCCAUCUUUGUCAAGAAGUGGCAGCAAAUUUUAGAGUAGAUAAAGAAUAUAUAGUACAGUUAUUUUGGAAUGUUAGAACGGUUACUCAGUUCUGCAGGCCAUAUUUGAUAGGGACUUAAGUGAAUGGUUAAUUAAAACCUGGUGCUAAAAAGUAGCUGAUGGAUAACAUCUCACAAAGCUGCCUAAUUCCCUGGAGAGCAGGGAAAUGUCUGGAUGCAGCACUGUGAACCCUGUGCCAAUGUGAGAAGCAAAUGCACCGUUGCCUGAGCACCGGGAAGUUCCUGCAUCUUUCCGUAUUGAGCAGAGGGAACACAGAUACCUGGCUCAGUUGUCUCAUGGCUGUUCCUCCACCUUGUGGACUCUGGUACAAGGUCAUUAUACAUUGUAAGGUGCACAAAUGAUGGAGCAUGUGGGUGAACCUGGUUUGCCUGGUGUUCCACUGUAUCUUUCUCCCUUACCUUCCUGGCGGGGAUGGGGAAGUCCUAUUGUGGUUGUGCCUUUAUAGUGCUAGCCUCUCCAUCCUCAAAGGUACAGUUUACCAGAGUGUGAAGGUAGUGUCUUUGUUACUAUGUGUAGAAGUUAUUUUUAUUCCUAUGUAGAAUUUAAAGAUACCAGAAGUUUUCUCCCCACCCCAGUAUUAUUGAACCAUUGGAAGUAUCCCAGUGCAGGGCUAAGUAAUGCUGACAACACCCACUUAGGAGUGGAACUGGUCACAGGGUGUCUGUGUUCCGCUCUGCCAAACUCUGAAUUCCUCCGCCAGUAGUGUACAAGUGUCAGCUUUUCAGCAUUCUUGACAGGAUCUUUAGCCUGUCAGAUUGGAUAACAAGUUUUGAUGUUUCUUAAAGCAUGAAGUUAAAUAGUAUUAAAUGUUUAUAGAUAAAUGGCUACUAAAGUUUUGUUUGAAUAUAUGCCACAUUUUCACCAAUUUAAUAGGUUGUAGGCAAUUAAAUAUUUUUUUUUCAGCCACACUGCAUAAAACCCUAGGGCUAUGAAGUAAAUGAGGUGCAGUUCAUGCCCUUUCAGGAGCUAUUUCCUCAGUGAGGAAAGAUGCAGAUCAAUCUCAGUGCACCGCAUGACAGUGCUGGCAUGGGGUUUCACCCUGGCAGUUUUUUAGUGAGUUGAGUUAGCUUGUUAAAGAAGGGAAAGGGCCUUAAUAGGUAGGGGGUAGCUGGGCACAUCCUGUGGGACCAGCUUUUGAGGUGGAGUGUGGGUCGGUGGCAGGAGAAGUGCACACAGACAGACCAUCCAGCAUAAGAGUGGGGAUACAUCUGCUUUUCUUCCAGGCAUCUGUGCAGUGCCCAGGUGACACGGCAGGAGGGAAAGAGGAGGAGCUGGGCAUAGCACGUACCCAGCUUCAGUCGGGAGGCAACAUCAGGUUCUGAAAUGCUGGAGAGAAAAGAGCCCACACUUGGAAAAGAUUUGCCCCUAAGAAUAGUUGUCCCUGUAUCCGUCAUUCUUAUUUACAUCUAUCAGUAAGACAUGCUCCAUUUUGUUCCUAUUCUCCCUUUGGAAGCAAAUUUCUAACCUCUCAGUGGAGCUCAAGUUGGUUCAGCUCCCCACUGUAGGGCCAUAGCCGUAGGUUCUGUUUCUAUAUAAACUUUCUUUACCUCCCAGUUCAUGCUGGUUAACAAAGCAACAUGAGAAACCGUGUUUGGCUUUGGCCAACUGUGUACACACAUCCUAACUGGGAUCUGAGGUAAAUGGGAAACACUAAAACCUUAUCCUAUUUCAUUGUUCCAAAGCUCUAAGAUUGUAUUUUUUAAAAACUUUACAGAAUUUAAAAAUAAAUGAGAA